Aspergillus lentulus is the source of this 1239-nucleotide messenger RNA. Lineage: Eukaryota; Fungi; Ascomycota; Eurotiomycetes; Eurotiales; Aspergillaceae. The record is from RefSeq and is a predicted model, not a curated record.
AUGCUUGCAUUGCCCCGCUUUGGGCACGAAAGCAUCAAAUCUUUCUUCGACGACGCACGAGCAGACUGCGGGUAUUUGGCACUUAACUACCACAUCGAGCAAACGCGUCUCCAGCUCUGGGAUGAAUGCACCCCCCGCGACAAACCGGAGUAUUUGAAGGCGCUGAUUGUCCGGAUCCUUGGUGAAACCCGGAAGCUCAACGAGGAGGCCAACAGUCUCAUUUUCAAGUCCAACAUUGACUUACCAACUCUUCCAGAGCUCGAUCUGGAUGAUAACCUGGCGCCCAACCGAGCCUUGCCGGCGGCAUUAUCCAAGAAGAUCACCAAGCCGAAGUCUAGGCUACGAUGGACAGUCAGGGGAAAGUCAGAGUUCCAGGAAGUUGUCACUAAGCUCCGAAAGCUUGUUAGCGACCUGCACGAACUCAAUGUACACUCUGGAGAGUCGCAGCUACCAGGAAAAGUGCUUCCGCCUCAGGUUCUCGCGCCUCCCAACAAUCCCAAGCUGCUUCAGAUACUGUCCAAUCCUCAGAACCAGAUGGAUCGCACCUUGGCUUUGUCUGCCCAAGCUAAGAGCCUCCAUCAAAAGCUCGAACAUGGGCCUGCGAGUUCAGCCACCACGAUCAGUGAUCGCCAAUUGGAGUUUCGAAAAGGCUCCUCAGUCACUGCCACGUUCUUUCAUCCAAACGGACAUAUACUACCUGUGUGGGUCGAGUGGAAUCAUUUUGAUUCUGGACCUCACUCCGACAGAUACUCUGCGCUCAUCAAGUCGCUCGGUUACGUCCUAGAGAGAGUGGGCCAGCCUGAGCUUUGCUUGCCCCCUUUCUAUGGAGUUUAUGACGACCUCAAAUUUGAGACAGAGCACGGUUUCAAACGAAUGGGCUUCGUAUUUGGACUGCCUCAAUCAGAUCCUUCCGUGCAGCUCUGCUACGAGUCCAACCUCCAGUUAUACCCCCCGCGAAGCCUCAAAGCCCUCAUCAAGGAAGGAAAGAGCGCCAGAAUCCCCCUACUCGGAGAUCGCUUUCGCUUGGCAUACCGGCUGGCGAAUGCCUUUAGCCUAUUCCACGCAGCCGGCUGGCUAGAUAAAGGCAUGCACAGUGACAAUAUCAUGUUUCUCCACCAGGCUAAUGGCCUUGGUGUUACUGUCUCAGAGCCAUUCAUUACUGGAUUUCAGUAUUCACGACCACAGGGAGUAGUUUCCCUGUGGUGGACACAGUUACGGACCGGCGGAAAAAGCAACUGA